Monosiga brevicollis MX1 is the source of this 354-nucleotide messenger RNA. RefSeq lists its product as uncharacterized. NCBI's taxonomy places the organism in Eukaryota, Choanoflagellata, Craspedida, Salpingoecidae. Bases 1 to 354 code for a protein of 117 amino acids. The record is from RefSeq and is a predicted model, not a curated record. The transcript is spliced from 4 exons.
AUGGCUGCCCCGCCCCCUGGAUAUCCGACGACGACUUCAUCGGGCUAUGGAGCGCCGCCACCCUAUGGCCAACCACAAUAUCCACAAUAUCCACAAUAUCCCCAGCAAGGCUAUCCCCAGCAAGGCUAUCCCCAGCAAGGUUAUCCCCAACAAGGCUAUCCCCAACAAGGCUAUCCUCAGCAGGGCUAUCCCCAGCAAGGUUAUCCUCAGCAGGGCUAUCCCCAGCAAGGCUAUGUGCAGCAGAACCAGCAACAGACGGGCCGCCCACAGCAACAGAAUAACAAUGGGGAGAGCUUUCUAGCGGGCAUGGCCGCUUGCUGUGCCAUUUGCUGUCUCUGUGACUUAAUGACGUAA